AUAGAAAACCAGCAUCAUCACCACCAACUCUUUCGUUCCUUGCCCCGCGCCCGCGCUGUUUAAUACUGCUUCUUCUUCUUCUCCUUCUGUUUUCAUCUUCUUCUAUUUUCUUCGCUAGACAACCUUGUGCGCGCAAACCGUCAACCACUCGCUGCCGAACCCCCUCGACCACAGCCCACCUACUACAACUACCACUGCCCCUCGUCGCGUCGGCAAAGCCAAAAAGAACAGAAACUACGAAGCGAGCAGCGUCUAACUCUACGCCCGUCACUGCUUUUAUAGAUUAGCACCACCCUCUGCGCUGGCCGCCCUCUAAUACACACACCACCGCCUCCCGAAACCAUCUACUCGACUGCCGCAGCACCAACAACCACAAUGGCUGCCGUCACAACAUCGAUCCAGGACCGAACGUCCGAGUUCAAGUCGGUGCUCGCCCAGGCACAGCGCCGGCAAAACGCCAGCAAGGUCGGCGCGCAGAGACGCUCACUGCUGACGGAUGCGCAAAAGGCCAACGCCAACGGCGAUGCGCAACCCGCGCGACGCUCCGACUUUGCUCGCAACGCGGCCGAGAUUGGACGCGGCAUCUCGGCAACCAUGGGCAAGCUCGAGAAGCUUGCGCAGCUGGCCAAGCGCCGCACGCUAUUUGACGACCGGCCCGUCGAGAUCAACGAGCUCACCUUUGUCAUCAAGCAGGACCUGUCGUCGCUCAACCAGCAGAUUGGCGCGCUGUCCACCAUGACCAAGCAGCAGCACCCCAAGGCCGACCAGGAGGGCGAGCACAACAAGAACGUCGUGUACCUGCUGCAAGGCAAGCUCACAGACGUGUCUGUCAACUUCAAGGACGUGCUCGAGGCGCGCACCAAGAACAUCCAGGCCUCGCGCUCGCGCACCGAAAACUUCAUCUCGUCCGUGUCGCAGCACGCUCAGCCCAGCAUGCAGCAAUCGUCGUCGCCGCUGUACGGCACACCUAACCGCGCAUCGCCUGCGCCCGCAAACGACACCCUCUCGCUGCAACCUGUCGGCGAGCAGCAGCUCCUCAUGAUGGAGGAGGCCCAGCCGCAAAACUCGUACAUUCAGCAGCGUGGCGAGGCCAUCGAGGCCAUUGAAAAGACCAUUGGCGAACUCGGCAGCAUCUUUGGCCAGCUGGCCACCAUGGUCUCUGAGCAGAGCGACAUGAUUCAGCGCAUUGAUGCCAACACCGAGGAUGUCGUCGACAAUGUCGAGGGCGCCCAGCGCGAGCUGCUCAAGUACUGGUCCCGCGUGUCGAGUAACCGCUGGCUGAUUGCCAAGCUCUUUGGCGUGCUCAUGAUUUUCUUCCUUCUAUGGGUCCUGGUAUCAGGAUAAACCAACUUUUAGUACUAAUAACCGGACGAAAAUUUAUUCUUUUAUUUUCUUGGGGGAUGCACGCCUCUGUUUCGAUAUGAACGUCACUGCCCGUUUUGGGUGUACUGCACGCUUGACGCCGCGUCUAGCUCUUUUUUUCAUUUGUUCGUUUUUUUGUAUUCGGCAUUACAUAUAUAUGUGUUCAUGCGCCUUGUACGGUGCCAGGAGUUGGCGGGUCUAGAAUUAAUGGCAUAUCUUUUUUUUUCUUAUUAUUGCAGACA
Molecule: messenger RNA, 1604 nt
Organism: [Torrubiella] hemipterigena
Lineage: Eukaryota; Fungi; Ascomycota; Sordariomycetes; Hypocreales; Clavicipitaceae
Source: the annotation of a GenBank genome assembly